UAGUCUUAAUUUUCCUGUGUCUAUAGGAGGUUGUACAAUUGCUUCUUGAACAUUUUUUCCGCUUAGAUAUUUUUUAUUACUGGCAAAAAAUAGCUGGUAAUUUUAUCUGCCAAAUUUCUUGCAAUUUAAUAGUAGACACGUUGCAAUAUUUACUUGAAAAAGAACAUGUAGAAAUUGCAUAGUAUCCACCGGGUCUUACAAAUAAAAAAGAAAAUCUCUUUUGCUAAUCAACUAAAAUAAAGUAGCAACUAAAUUAUUGAGGAUUCUUUGUCCAGUAAAUAAUUUAAAGAAUGGGUGAGCAUCUAAUGAACCUAACCUAUAAUAAAAACCAUACGUUAAAAUUUUCAACAAAGUGGAUAAAAUCGAAAUGGGCUUGAAAGGGAAGAUUUCCAAGGUCAAGCGCAAUAACCAAAAACGCAAUAAACUUGUAAAACAGGGAAUUAUUAAGAAGGAUUUCACUAAACAUGUUAAAAAUACCAAUAAAAAGCUAAUCAGCAGUUCUGUCAACUCCAAAAAUAAUCAAAAUAUGUAUGAGGAAGAGAGUGAUGAUGGAGAUUUGCUUGAAAUGGUGGAAAGUGAAGAUAUAGAUUUUUUGAAAGAAGCAAUUACAAACCAAUCUUAUGAAAUCUUGAAUAAAGUGAAAUAUACAGGACUCAACAUGAAACCAAAGAAACGUAAGUUAGAAGAUGAUGAUGAUUUAGAAAAUAGAUAUGAAGAUGAAAUUGAGGAGACCACUGGAAAAAGAGUAAAAAAUUUGCUGCCUAUUAAAACAAAACAUGGGCUGGUACUUCAACAAAUCAUUGAAGAUAUAUCUGGUGAAGAGGACAAUGAAGACAGGAAAACAGCCACAAGCCCAGACCAGGCACAAAUGUCAAAUGAAAAGAAUGGUGAUUUAGGGGAAUACUUUUUAAAUGAAAAUAAACUUGAUUUAUCAAAACCUGUUUUGCCCGCACAACUCUUAGCUGCUCGGAUAGAAACUUUGCGUCAAAAAAAAAUUUAUAUCGGUUCAUUAAGUUCGGGUCUUUUAGAAAAUCCCGAAGAGAAGAUUGCAAAUUUUACAAGGCUUUUAAAAAUUAUGGCUGAAGAUACAACAGAAGCUUAUUUUACAAUAAAAAAGUUGGUGAUUGUAUCUUUGACUGAAGUAUUUAAAGACAUUCUACCUGCUUAUGAAAUAAAAAAUCUUAAUCCCCAAGGAGUAAAAUUAAAAAAGGAAACCCUAAAGCUUCAAAAAUAUGAAGAAAGUUUGCUAGCCUACUACCGGAAAUUCUUACAGAAGAUUGAAAAAUAUUGCUUUUUUCUAGUUAAAAAAAAGGGAGAUACUAGAAAAUUGUCAGAGGAAGACAUCAAACUGGCAGAAACAUCUAUACACUCAAUGUGUGAGUUAUUGGUAUCCCAUCCUUAUUUUAAUUAUGCUCAAAAUAUUGCCAAACUGCUUGUGCCAUUCCUAAAUAAUUCUCGAAAAAAUGUGAGAGAAAUGGUCAAAGUUGCUAUUAAGACAAUUUUUAAAGAAGAUAAAAAAGAAGCAAUAACUUUAAAGAUUCUGAGGCUGACAAACAACUAUUUGAAAAACCACACGCAUGUUAAUGCUGAUAUGUUGGAAAUAUUAUUAGAGUUAAAUUUAAAAGAUGUCAAUCUGGAUCAAGAAAAGGAGCAAGAUAUCAGGGAGAAGAAAAUGAAAGCAAAAAAAAUGAAAAUUUUGCAAAUGUCGAAAAAAGAAAGAAAGAGAAAAAAAAAACUUCAAGAAUUGGAGAAGGAAAUGCUAGAAACAAAAGCUGAAGAGAAUCGACAAGAGAGGCAGCAGAAUUUAACAGAAAUCACAAAAGUGUUAUUUAAUAUCUAUUUUAGAAUUUUAAAAAAUUCAGAAAAUUCCAAAUCAUUGUCGACAUGUCUUGAGGGAUUAGCCAAGUUUGCACACAUUAUUAAUCUGGAGUAUUACAUUGACAUGGUGAAAGUACUUGGUAAUUUGUUAAAUGAGGAAUGGAUGGGAAACCGUGAAAAACUGCACUGUAUUCAGACCAUUUUUAAAAUACUCAGUGGACAAGGAGAAGCUGUGAACAUAGACCCUUUAAGCUUUUAUGCAAUUUUAUAUAAAGAGUUACUAGUAAUUAACGCAGGUAGAAACCAUGAAAACUGUGAGGUUAUUCUGAAUACUUUGGUAAAUGCUUUAAUUAAAAGAAGAAAAAAAAUUACAAGCAAAAGGACAAUUAGCUUUGUUAAAAGAUUAAUGACCUUAAGUUUGCAACUACUCCAUAAUGGAUCUUUAAGCUGCCUCUGUUUGGUUAAAACGCUCAUGCAAUUAAACAAGUCUCUGGACAUUCUGUUAGACUUGGACAGCACUGUUGGAGAGGGUAAAUUUCAUGCGUGUAGUGAGGACCCAGAAUAUGCCAAUGCAUCAAAUACAGCCUUGUUUGAAACAACAUUAUUGUGUAAGCAUUACCAUCCCAUCGUUAGAAAGUUUUCAAAAAAUAUAGCAAGUGGUGUACCAACAACCGGCGAUGGAAGUUUACCGGUGGAAUUUGGCAAAAUGACCACAGACCAACUGUACACCAAUUUUAGUAUGUCAGAAAUGGCAUUCAAUCCGUCCGUGCCCGUGUUGAAAAAUGUUCAAUGCAGAACAAAAAUAAAUAGGAAACAUUUUGUAGAUACUGCUUUUCAAGACGAUUGUAAAUUUAUUUUAAAAACAAAUGAACAUAAGGAUCCGUUUUGGAUUAGCAUUUGAGUUGGUGCCAGUUCGCAGUGACUACAACCUGAAAACGUCAAUACUUAUUUAGUACUAUUAGGUUGUUUAGUGUUAAAAACUUAUAAUCCAACUCGCUAUUCUUCUAAAUAUUCCGUUGUCUGCAUAGCUACUAGGAUAUAGUGGCCCUGUUUAUGCUGAUCCAUUCAACAUGCACAUGCGCGAGAGUUAAAAUAUCGUUUUUAACCAAUGACCUUGCAACAUUCAACAACCAAACUGGCCGCUAACAGUGCGUCCAUAAGUUUGAAUGCGACAUUUUUGCGGCAGUAUUUUCUCAAAAUAUGCCUAUUUUGGGAAAUCGAUUAAAGUAUGCAAAAAUCGCUGUUUAGAAAGAAAAUAGUGCAAAGUGGAGGUUAGUGGGUGAAAUGUAGAGGCAUGCAUGGAAAAUCACUACCUUCUCUAUGAAAAUAUGAAUACCACCUGCGGAGCAUCAAUUUUUACUGUAGUAGGGCUGCUAUUUUAUCUAAUAGAUAUAUGCAGAGUACCUUAUUUUAUUCAUUUACGAGUUUAUUUCAAGUUAGAAAAAAAAACACUUUCAAAUUGCAACUUUUGGAUUUUUUCCUUAUUGGAGUGAAGCAUCCCUUACAUUUUGUUUUUCGCUCAUCUACAUUAAUUUUAUUUUUUAUAUUGGAUUUUUGCAACAAAAAAAUUAUAACUCACAACCUUAUUGCAAAAACGUCGGCUGAGUUAAAAAAAAACUUUUGAAAUAGAUCUGAAAGAUAAGGGAAAUAUAAGGAUACAGAACCAAUGAGGAAACGAAAUAAUAUUUAGUUAAGGCAUAGAGGCAGCUUUUGCAAUAUUAUCUUUAUUAUUACUUGAAUUACUUUAAGUCUAACAAUGCGGCAUAAAAAGUUUCAUAGAGAAUGUAUUGAAGGUCUUAAAAAUAUAAAAUCGAAAGCUAAAAAUUUCAAUUUAUCCACUAUAUUUCCAGAAAUUCAAAAGAAGUCGAAUUUUAAACACCUUGUAUAAUGAUAGAGUUUAUAAUUACCAUUAAAACUUAGAAUUAAGAUAUUUGA
Molecule: messenger RNA, 3753 nt
Organism: Cylas formicarius (sweet potato weevil)
Lineage: Eukaryota; Metazoa; Arthropoda; Insecta; Coleoptera; Brentidae
Gene: Noc3
Product: nucleolar complex protein 3 homolog
Exons: 13
Coding region: 368-2719 (783 amino acids)
Biological process (GO): DNA replication initiation
Cellular component (GO): nucleolus
Molecular function (GO): chromatin binding
Source: RefSeq, a predicted model, not a curated record